UAACCUUCAUUACGGAAACAUCGGUAUUCAAAGAAUAAUGUCAACACUACACUGGGGACCCAAUCCAGGAAGUGACAGCUGGCCAAAGACCACUCAGGGAAAAAUCGCAUCCGGAGGUACCUGGGCUGACGACUUCCACACCUACACCAUGGACUGGGAUGCAAGCGGCAUUGUCAUCUCCGUUGACGGUGACGUCAUCCUGAACCAGCCCACUCCCUCAAACGGAUACUUUUCAUUCGGAGGCUUCAGCGGGAUCAACCCAUGGGCUGGACACGGCAAGGACGCCCCCUUUGACCAGGAGGUAUUGAAUUAG
Molecule: messenger RNA, 313 nt
Organism: Haliotis rubra (blacklip abalone)
Lineage: Eukaryota; Metazoa; Mollusca; Gastropoda; Lepetellida; Haliotidae
Product: beta-1,3-glucan-binding protein-like
Exons: 4
Coding region: 38-313 (91 amino acids)
Biological process (GO): carbohydrate metabolic process
Molecular function (GO): hydrolase activity, hydrolyzing O-glycosyl compounds
Source: RefSeq, a predicted model, not a curated record